Candida tropicalis MYA-3404 is the source of this 1038-nucleotide messenger RNA. RefSeq names its product leucine-rich repeat domain-containing protein. The coding region runs from base 1 to 1038 and encodes 345 amino acids. The record is from RefSeq and is a predicted model, not a curated record. The transcript has a single exon. NCBI's taxonomy places the organism in Eukaryota, Fungi, Ascomycota, Pichiomycetes, Serinales, Debaryomycetaceae. Gene Ontology annotation, molecular function: protein binding.
AUGCUAUUGGAAAGUUCCCCAAAAGAAUCAAAAAAAUACAUGCAUAAGAACCAUGAAGGGUAUGGUAUUGGAACGAUUGCCACGGCUAAAAUUUUCGAUAUGAACAAAUUUCGGGAGUUGGACGGUGUUACUGAGAUUGUGUUUGACAAUAUCCAGAAAAGACGUAGCUUUGAUUACGAACUUCCCCAAAGUAUUCGCCGCCUUUCGUGCAUAGGUAAUGACCUUAGAAGUGUUGAGAUCGAUGCUCCCAAACUUGAGUACUUGAACCUAAGUAAGAAUCGGUUGACGCCUUCUUGUUAUGGGUCAUUGGUCGUUCCACCAGUACUUAAAGAGUUGAUACUUUCUGAAUGCAAUUUCACUGCAUUUUCACACCCACUACCAGAUAACCUAUAUCGUUUGGAUUUGUCUCAUAAUUAUAUUAGUGUUAUUCGGAACCUUCCAAACAAUCUAAAGGUUUUGAAUUGUGAUGGUAAUCAUUUAGGAUCCAAUGAAUCAAUUGUGGCAUUCCCACCGGGCUUGAUUCAUCUUAGUUUAAGAUCGAAUCUUUAUCUUACUGCCAAACAUAUCGAUAAUCUAAAUUUAUUACAAUGUUAUAAUUUGAGAGUACUAAAUUUAUCUUACGUAUCAUUAGGAAAAUUGAAUUUGGAUUCAUUACCAAGAAGUUUACAACAAAUGGACCUAUCAAAUUGUCAGUUAUAUUCCUUUCAUGGAAGCUUUUUACGAUUCCAAUUUCUUGAAGAUAUUAACUUAAAUAAUAACAACCUAUCUGGUUACUUUUAUAAUGCUUUCAAUUGUUUUGGUGCGCUAUUUGGUAAUAAUAUUCAAGUGGUAAGUGUCUAUGGAAAUAUAUUACAACCAAUGGAAGUUCAGCUUUUAUGGAAUGACCUAUCUACCAAGUCCAAGUUUAAGAGAUUAUCUGUAGAUAGAGGGUUAGUUCAACAACCAGCAGCAACAGCUUAUCCUCCAGUUCUGGCCGUUAAUUCAGGUGUGCCUUUGGAGAGCAGUAGACCACAGAAACAACGUAGACUCAAUACGUAA